UUGUCAAUUUGAUGUCUCCUUUCAAACCGUCAAAAAAGAUAUUCUUAAUCAUUACGUUGUGCCUAGAAGUACGAUAAAUUGAGAAAUUAGACAAUUUGGUGGAGUACUUUACCAAUAAGAAAGAAAACAACGGACCUUCAAUAACUUGGGCAUAAACGAGUUUUGGAUGCUUUAAAAAUCAAUAUUCACAGUAUCACACAUAUAAAAUAGGGACGAAACAGUAAUAAAAGUGCUAGAACAAUCGCACAUUGUACCGAAGUUAAAAUUUAAUGAUGUAACUGAUACUGUAAAAGGAGAAUGGGUAUCAACAUGUCUCUGAAAAUUAAUUUCCUUCAUUCGCACCUCGAUUUCUUUCCUGAAAACCUCGGAGAAGUCAGCGACGAACAUGGAGAGCGUUUUCAUCAGGAUUUGAAAUUUUUUGAACAAAAUUAUCAAGGAUACUGGAACCAAGCCAUGUAAGGUGAUUAUUGCUGGUCUGUUAUAAGAGACACAGAUACAAAUAAAUACAAGAAAAAAGCUAAG
Molecule: messenger RNA, 522 nt
Organism: Psylliodes chrysocephalus
Lineage: Eukaryota; Metazoa; Arthropoda; Insecta; Coleoptera; Chrysomelidae
Source: the annotation of a GenBank genome assembly